Molecule: messenger RNA, 3518 nt
Organism: Hyla sarda
Lineage: Eukaryota; Metazoa; Chordata; Amphibia; Anura; Hylidae
Gene: PCMTD1
Product: protein-L-isoaspartate (D-aspartate) O-methyltransferase domain containing 1
Exons: 6
Coding region: 517-1590 (357 amino acids)
Biological process (GO): protein modification process
Cellular component (GO): cytoplasm
Molecular function (GO): protein-L-isoaspartate (D-aspartate) O-methyltransferase activity
Source: RefSeq, a predicted model, not a curated record
GGACACGGGCGACAGUAAGAGCACACCGCCUCCAACCAACCAGCGCGCUGCACAGCCGGAGCGCCGCUAUAAAACACCCCUUCAGGGAGCUCAUUAUAUAAAUAGGCCCCUCCCAUGUCUCUGACGUCACCGCAUUCGGCCUGGAAUAGUCGUGCGCUGAUUGGUCAGCUAUAUAGCCGGUCACGUUGCUACACUGUUUACAUGCUCAGCUGUUCGCCCCCUACAGGUUCCCAGAGUGCACCGCGCACAUCAAAACAAAUAACGAGUCCGGGCACACGGGCCUGUGUGUACGCCGCGCUCCGUGCCCGCCGCUGCCCUCCCCCCCCUGUGCCUCGCCACCCGACAGCUACCGGGCCGCGAACGGAGACUGCACGCUGUGGUGUGUGAGCGCACCGGCCUCUCAGGGGUGCAUUUAUGGUGGGUGCACGGAUGACCUGCUAGGACUGAGAUCUGCUGACACUUUCUUCUGUGCUUGGCGAAUGUCUUACCAAAUCAUUUAAAAGCAAUUGGUAGAACAUGGGAGGAGCAGUGAGUGCUGGGGAAGACAACGAUGAUCUGAUUGAUAACCUAAAGGAAGCACAGUAUAUACGCACUGAAAAAGUAGAGCAAGCCUUCAGAGCAAUUGAUCGAGGGGAAUAUUACCUGGAAGGAUACAGGGACAAUGCUUAUAAAGACUUGGCUUGGAAGCAUGGCAACAUACACUUGUCUGCACCUUGUAUCUAUUCAGAAGUCAUGGAGGCUUUAAAGCUUCAACCUGGAUUGUCUUUUCUUAAUCUUGGAAGUGGAACUGGAUAUUUAAGUACAAUGGUGGGCUUAAUAUUAGGUCCAUUUGGCAUUAACCAUGGAGUUGAGCUUCAUUGUGAUGUGGUGGAAUAUGCCAAGGAAAAAUUGGAGACUUUUAUUAAGUACAGUGAUAGCUUUGACAAAUUUGAGUUUUGUGAGCCUAAUUUCGUUGUUGGAAAUUGUUUGGAGAUCGCAUCAGACAGUCCACAAUAUGAUCGGAUUUAUUGUGGUGCUGGUGUCCAAAAAGACCAUGAAAAUUACAUGAAAAUUUUAUUGAAAGUUGGAGGAAUUUUAGUUAUGCCUAUUGAAGACCAGCUUACGCAGAUCCAGAGAACCGGACAGAAUACAUGGGAAAGUAAAAACAUUUUAGCUGUUUCUUUUGCCCCCUUGAUGCAACCAAGUAAUAACGACAAUCACAAAUCUGAAACUGUGAAGUUGCCUGUGUGUACUGUAAGAAGCCUACAGGACUUGGCUCGUAUCUAUAUUCGCCGUACACUUAGAAACUGCAUAAAUGAUGAAAUGCAGGCCAAAGGAAUUCCUCCAAAAGCCCCUCCAAAACGGAAAAGGCGGCGUUGCCGUAGACGUCGCAUAAACACCUAUGUAUUUGUAGGAAAUCAGCUAAUUCCUCAAGCCUUAGAUAGUGAUGAUGAUGAAAAGAUAGACGAGGACAGCAAAGAAGAAGAAAAGGAUCACAAUGAAGCUUUAAAAGCUGAGGAGCCUCCACAAAACCUUCUUCGCGAGAGAAUUCUGAGCUUACCUCUCCCGGAAUCUUUAAAGGCAUACUUGACCUAUUACAGAGAGAAAUGAUGAUGCACUUGAAUAUGAAACUUUAUUGCCUGCUGAUAAUUUUUUUUCUUGACAAUGUAGCAUUUGUUAAUAAACAAUUUGCCAGUUAUACACUGCUCCAAAAAAUAAAGGUUACACUUAGAUAACACAUCCUAGAUCUGAAUGAAUGAACUAAUCGUAUGAAAUACUUUUGUCUUUACAUAGUUGAAUGUGCUGACAAAAAAAUGACACAAAAAUUAUCAAUGGAAAUUAAGUUUAGCAACCCAUGGAGGUCUGGAUAUGGAGUCACACUUAAAAUGAAAAUGGAAAACCACACUACAAGCUGAUCCAACUUUGAUGUAAUGUCCUUAAAACAAGUAAAAAUGAGGCUCAGUAAUGUGUGUGGCCUCCACGUGCCCGUAUGACCUACAUACAACACCUGGGCAUGCUCCUGAUGAGGUGGCAGAUGGUCUCCUGAGGGAUGUCCUCCCAGACCUGGACGAUAGCAUCCGACAACUCCUGGACAGUCUGUGGUGUUGGUGGAUAGAGGGAGACAUGAUGUCCCAGAUGUGCUCAAUCGGAUUCAGGUCUGGGGAAAGGGUGGGCCAGUCCAUAGCAUCAAUGCCUUUCUCUUGCAGGAACUGCUGACAUGCCCCAGCCACAUGAGGUCUAGCAUUGUCUUGCAUUAGGAGGAACUCAGGGCCAACCGCACCAGCAUAUGGUGGGUCUGAGGAUCUCAUCUCGGUACCUAAUGGCAGUCAGGCUACCUCUGGAAAGCACAUGGAGUGCUGUGUGGCCCCCAAAGAAAUGCACCCCACACCAUUACUGACCCACCCCCAAACUGGACAUGCUGAAGGAUGUUGCAGAACGUUCUCCACGGCGUCUCCUGCUCAGUGUGAACCUGCAUUCAUCUGGGAAGAGCACAGGACGCCAGUGGUGAAUUUGCCAAUCUUGGUGUUCUCUGACAAAUGCUAAUCGUCCUGCAUGGUGUUGGGCUGUAAGCACAACCCCCACCUGUGGACGUUGAGCCCUCAUGCAGUCUGUUUCUGACCAUUUGAGUGGACACAUGCACAUUUGUGGCCUGCUUGAAGUCAUUUUGCAGGGCUCUGGCAGUGCUCCUCCUUGCACAAAGGUGAAGGUAGUGUUCCUGCUGCUGGGUUUUUGCCCUCCUAUGGCCUUCUCCACGUCUCCUGAUGUACUGGCCCAUCUCCUGGUAGCGCCUCUAUGCUCUGGACACUACGCUGACAAACACAGCAAACCAUCUUGCCACAGCUUGCAUUGAUGUGCCAUCCUGGAUGAGCUGCACUACCUGAGCCACUUUGUGUGGGUUGUAGACUCAGUCUCAUGCUACCACUAGAGUGAAAGCACUGCCAGCAUUCAAAAGUGACCAAAACAUCAGCCAGGAAGCAUAGGAACUGAGAAGGGGUCUGUGGUCACCACCUGCAGAACCACUCAUUUAUUGGGGAUGUCUUGCUAAUUGCCUAUAAUUUCCACCUGUUGUCUGUUCCAUUUGCACAACAGCAUGUGAAGUUGAUUGUCAAUCAGUGUUGCUUCCUGAGUGGACAGUGUGAUUUCACAGAAGUGUGACUGAUUUGAAGUUACCUUGUGUUGUUUGUGUUCCCUUUAUUUUUUUGAGUAGUGUAUCUUUCAGCAACAAAUCCAGUGAACACCUAGACGGUCUUAACUCCAUUCAUUAAUUUACUGUAGUUUGUUUUUUACAAGCUCUAUAUUUUCUGUACAUUUUAAGAUAAAUUGUACACAUAUUUUUAACUGUAACAAGUUACUGCUUUGUGGUAUAUCUUGCUCUUUGGGGAAAGCAUUCUUAAGCAGCCUGUAUUCUAAUACAAGGCAUAGCACAUUGGAGAAAGGUCUGAAUGGUCUAAUAGCCAUUUCAAUCAUUUUAAAACACAAGUCACAAUGGGACAUUCCAUUCUAAUUUGUUUAAUUUUGUUAGAGAUAUAUAUAUAUAU